AUGGAUCACGCUGCAGAAGAUAGUGAAACCUUCGCUUUUCAAGCUGAAAUAGCUCAAUUGAUGUCGUUAAUCAUCAAUACUUUCUACUCGAACAAAGAAAUUUUCUUACGUGAGUUGAUUUCAAAUGCCUCGGAUGCAUUGGACAAAAUCCGUUAUGAAUCACUUACUGAUUCAACCAAACUCGACAGUGGAAAAGAAUUGUACAUUAAAAUUGUACCCAACAAAGCCGACAAUACUUUGACAAUGAUCGAUACUGGUAUCGGUAUGACAAAAGCUGAUCUUGUCAACAACUUGGGUACCAUUGCUCGAUCAGGUACUCGUGCUUUCAUGGAAGCCCUCCAAGCUGGUGCCGAUAUUUCCAUGAUUGGUCAAUUCGGUGUUGGUUUCUACUCGUGUUACUUAGUUGCUGACCGAGUAGUUGUCACCUCGAAGAACAACGAUGAUGAACAAUAUGUUUGGGAAUCAAGUGCUGGUGGUUCAUUUACCAUUCGACGAGAUACCACUGGUGAACCACUUGGUCGUGGCACCAAGAUUGUUAUGUAUCUCAAAGAAGAUCAAACCGAAUAUCUUGAAGAGAAACGCAUCAAGGAAGUGAUCAAGAAACAUUCGCAAUUCAUCGGCUAUCCAAUCAAAUUACUUGUCGAGAAAGAGCGCGACAAGGAAAUUUCCGAUGACGAAGCUGAAGACGAAAAAAAACCAAGCAAAGAUGAAGACGACAGCAAGAAAGAUGCAGCUAAAAUCGAAGAAGUUGAAGAUGAAGACGAUGAUGAUAAGAAAAAAGCAACAGACAAGAAGAAGAAGAAAAUCAAAGAAAAAUACACCGACGAAGAAGAACUUAACAAACAAAAACCCAUCUGGACUCGUAAUCCCGAAGAUAUCUCUACUGAAGAAUACGCCGAAUUCUACAAACAAUUAACCAACGAUUGGGAAGACCAUCUUGCUGUCAAACACUUCAGCGUCGAAGGUCAAUUGGAAUUCCGCGCCCUUUUGUUCAUUCCCAAACGUGCACCAUUCGACUUAUUCGAAAACCGCAAAACCAAAAACUCGAUCAAAUUAUAUGUUCGCCGAGUAUUCAUCAUGGAGAACUGCGAAGAACUCAUGCCAGAAUAUUUGAAUUUUAUCAAAGGUGUUGUCGAUUCCGAAGAUUUGCCAUUGAACAUUUCUCGAGAAACAUUACAACAGAACAAAAUUCUCAAAGUCAUCCGCAAAAAUCUCGUGAAAAAAUGCAUUGAAUUAAUCGACGAAUUAACUGAAGACAAAGAAUCAUUCAAGAAAUUCUACGAACAAUUCUCGCGCAACUUGAAGCUCGGUAUCCACGAAGAUUCAAACAAUCGAGCGAAAUUAGCUUCAUAUUUACGUUAUCACUCAUCGACAUCAGGUGAUGAACUCACAUCGUUGAAAGAUUACAUUUCACGUAUGAAAGAAAAUCAAAAGGAUAUUUAUUAUAUCACUGGUGAAUCACGACAAGUUGUUGAACAAUCGGCCUUUGUUGAACGUGUUCGUAAACGUGGUUUUGAAAUCAUUUACAUGAUUGAACCAAUUGAUGAAUAUUGUGUUCAACAAUUGAAAGAAUUCGAUGGCAAGAAACUCGUUUCAGUCACCAAGGAAGGUUUGGAAUUACCUGAAGACGAAAAUGAAAAGAAGAAACAUGAAGAGGACAAAGAAAAAUACGAAACACUUUGUAAAGUUAUGAAAGACAUCUUGGACAAGAAAGUCGAGAAAGUUCUCAUCAGCAACCGACUUGUCUCCUCGCCAUGUUGUAUUGUUACAUCCCAAUACGGUUGGUCAGCUACCAUGGAACGUAUCAUGAAAGCCCAAGCUCUACGUGAUGCAUCAACUAUGGGCUAUAUGGCUGCUAAGAAACAUUUGGAGAUCAAUCCUGAUCAUUCAAUCAUCAAGACGCUAAAGUCAAAGGUUGAUCAAGACAAAAAUGAUAAAUCAGUCAAAGACUUGGUUACAUUAUUAUACGAAACAUCACUUUUGGCAAGUGGUUUCGGUCUUGAAUUACCUCAACAACAUGCUGACCGUAUAUUCCGUAUGAUCAAACUCGGCUUAGGUAUCGAUGACGAUGAUUCAAUGGAAGAAGGUCAAGGUGCAACUGGUGAAUCAGGUUCAGAUAUGCCACCACUUGAAAAUGCCGAUACAGCUGCCGUUUCAGCUGAAGCAUCACGCAUGGAAGAAGUUGAUUAA
This is a messenger RNA of Adineta ricciae, 2190 nucleotides long. The record is from the annotation of a GenBank genome assembly. Lineage: Eukaryota; Metazoa; Rotifera; Eurotatoria; Adinetida; Adinetidae.